Messenger RNA from Cucurbita moschata (crookneck pumpkin), 3733 nucleotides. Its product is annotated as protein NRT1/ PTR FAMILY 5.10-like. Gene Ontology annotation, cellular component: membrane. Gene Ontology annotation, biological process: dipeptide transport; transmembrane transport. The transcript has 8 exons. The record is from RefSeq and is a predicted model, not a curated record. Gene Ontology annotation, molecular function: tripeptide transmembrane transporter activity; dipeptide transmembrane transporter activity. Lineage: Eukaryota; Viridiplantae; Streptophyta; Magnoliopsida; Cucurbitales; Cucurbitaceae. The coding region runs from base 223 to 3513 and encodes 1096 amino acids.
UUAUUGGUCAGUUUUCGCAUAAAAAACGUAGCAAGCAACCUCGUUCAAUUUGUUUAAUCCUGCUACUCACAUUAAUUAAUCACACGCUAACAUCGUGGCCGAUACAAUAAUUUCAUACGGAUCAUGAUGCAAUGAACUGGUAAUAAAAUUUCUUCCGGAUUCAGAAAUGGAGUGAUCAGACCAAUUUUUCGAUCGGUUCUGCCUCCACACUCCGACGCCAAAAUGGAGGCUCCUUUGUUGGAUGAGACGGUGGAGGGUGCUGUCGAUUACAAUGGCCGCCCAGUCCGCAGAUCCAAAUUCGGCGGCUGGAGAUCCGCCUCCUUCAUCAUAGGAGUGGAGGUUGCCGAGAGAUUCGCCUAUUACGGAAUCGCCUCCAACUUGAUUAACUUCUUAACGGACGAGCUCCGCCUGUCCACGGCCGCAGCAGCGCAGAAUGUCAAUGUCUGGUCCGGAGUCGCCAUGAUGCUACCUCUACUCGGAGCUUUUCUGGCCGAUUCCUUCCUCGGACGAUACCGCACUAUCGCUCUUUCCUCUGCCCUUUACAUUCUGGGGCUUGGAUUGUUGACUGUGUCUGCAACAUUACCUUAUUCCAGCACUUCUGCCUGCCAACAGACAGAAAACCGUGUCCCAUGUUCCCCCAGUCUCGUCCACGUAGUUUUAUUUUUCUUCUCCUUAUAUAUUGUGGCAUUUGCUCAAGGGGGACAUAAGCCUUGCGUCCAAGCUUUCGGAGCCGAUCAAUUUGAUGGACAACAUCCAGAAGAGAGCAAAGCUAAAAGUUCUUUCUUUAAUUGGUGGUAUUUUGGUAUCGCCGUGGCCACUUUUGCAACAUUUACUAUAGUGAGCUAUGUGCAAGAUAACCUUAGCUGGAGUCUUGGGUUUGGAAUUCCUUGUAUUGCUAUGAUUUUUGCACUGCUAGUCUUCUUGCUUGGAACUAAGACGUACAGAUACAGUAGCGAAGGAGAUGUGGAAAACCCAUUUGUGAGGAUUGGACGGGUGUUUGUCAUGGCAGUACGAAAUUGGCGAGUAAUUUCUUCAGAAAUAGCUCAUGAAGAGGAAAUCCUUGGCCUUUUACCGCACCAUAGCUCUCAACAGUUCAGGUUCCUAGACAAAGCUUUGAUUGUACCUAAUAGUUCGAAGGAAGAUGGUCAUGCUUGUACUAUCAGUGAAGUUGAGGAAGCAAAAUCAUUAGUAGGGCUUGCCCCCAUAUGGGUUACAUGCUUAGCAUAUGGUAUUGUAUUCUCUCAGUCAUCAACUUUCUUCACAAAACAAGGAGUCACGAUGGACAGAUCAAUAGUUCCUGGAUUUGAAGUACCUGCUGCUUCACUUCAAUCCUUUAUCAGUCUAUCCAUUGGCAUUUCCAUCCUAAUAUAUGAUCGCAUAAUCAUUCCGAUUGCGAGACAUUUCACCGGGAAACCUUCUGGAAUUACAAUGCUACAGAGAAUCGGAUUUGGGAUGAUAUUAUCUGCUCUUUCCAUGGUCAUUGCUGCAUUAGUGGAGGUGAAAAGGCUCAAAACAGCUCAAGAAUAUGGUUUAGUUGAUAUGCCAAAGGCGACUAUUCCUCUGAGUAUAUGGUGGCUGGUUCCUCAAUAUUUACUUGUUGGAAUUUCUGAUGCUUUCACAAUGGUUGGGUUGCAAGAGUUUUUCUAUGACCAGGUUCCAAGUGGAUUGAGAAGCAUCGGUCUUUCUCUGUAUCUGAGUAUUUUUGGCGUUGGCAGCAUUUUGAGCAGCUUUCUCAUAUCUGCCAUCGAAAAAUUAAGCAGUGGGGAUGGCAAAGAAAGCUGGUUUGAUAAUAAUCUGAACAAAGCUCAUCUUGAUUACUUCUACUGGUCGCUUGUUGGGCUUAGUGCUAUUGGGUUUGCUGCUUUCUCAUGUUUUGCAAGAACAUACAUCUACACUAUCGACGGCGCCGUCGAUUAUAAAGGUCGCCCACUUCUCAGAUCCUCCUCCGGCACAUGGAGCUCCGCCUCUUUCAUUAUAGGGAUGGAGGUUGCUGAGAGAUUUGCUUUCUAUGGAAUCGGCGCCAACCUCAUAACUUACUUGACAGGUCCGCUCCACAUUUCCAUGGUGGCGGCGGCCGAGAUUGUCAAUGUCUGGUCUGGCACCUCCAUGCUCCUCACUCUCUUUGGAGCCUUUGUUGCUGAUUCCUUCUUUGGACGAUACCGUACCAUUGUUUUUGCAUCUAUUUCUUACCUUUUGGGACUAGGAUUGUUGGUUCUGUCUACGGCAAACUCCUCGAUCUGCGCUGUCCCUAACAAAUCCAUGCCCUGUUCGGCUCCUAAGCUUCAGCUCGUUCUAUUCUUCGCUUCUCUAUGUCUAAUCGGGAUAGCACAAGGUGGGCACAGGCCGUGCGUGCAGGCUUUUGGGGCCGAUCAGUUCGAUGACCAAAAUCCUCAAGAGGCCAAAUUCAAGGGCUCCUUCUUCAAUUGGUGGUAUUUUGGUGCCUGCUCAGGAAUCGUAGUAGCCAUUCCAACUGUAGCAUAUGCACAAGAGAAUCUUAGUUGGAGUGUUGGAUUUGGAAUUCCUUGUGCUGCAAUGCUCACUGGUUUCAUUGUUUUCCUUCUCGGUACCAAGACGUAUCGGUUUACCGUCAAGCAAUCAGAUAAGAGCCCGUUUAUGAGAGUUGGUCGAGUGUUCGUGGCUUCUAUUAGGAAUUGGAGAGCUUCUCCCUCAAGGAUUGGCAAAGAUUUGUCAAAUUCUCAACAAUUCAAAUUUCUCAACAAAGCUUGCAUCGUUCCCAUCGAUUCAAACCAAAACGCAACGGCGUGCAGCAUCAGCGAGGUUGAAGAAGCAAAGGCAAUUCUCAGAAUUCUUCUAAUAUGGGCUACACUUAUCAUGUUCACCAUUGUGUUCUCACAAGACGCCACCUUCUUCACCAAACAAGCAGCAACAUUAGACCGAACAAUUUCAUCAGGUUUCACCGUUCCCGCCGCGUCACUCGAGGCAAUUAUUUCCUUUACAAUCGUCAUCUUCAUCGUGGUCUAUGAUCUCGUCUUCGUUCCCAUUGCCAAAACAGUAACAGGAAACUCAUCUGGCAUAACAACAUUACAAAGAAUCGGAUCUGGGAUGAUCAUAUCAACUAUCUCUAUGGUGGUUGCAUCCCUGGUCGAGAAAAAACGUUUGAAAACCGCCCUCGAACACGGUCUGAUCGAUAGACCGGACAUGACAAUUCCAAUGAAGUUCUGGUGGUUGGUUCCUCAAUAUGUGUUGAAUGGUUUGGCUGAUGUGUUUACAGUGGUUGGGCUUCAAGAGUUUUGCUAUGAUCAAGUGGCUAGGGAUUUGAAAAGUGUUGGACCUGCCAUUUUCAUCAGUAUCCUUGGAAUGGGUAGCAUUUUAAGUAGCCUUUUGAUAUCAAUUAUUGAUUCAGCUACUAAAGGCAAUGGGCAUCUGAGCUGGUUUCCCGACAACCUUAACAAGGCUCAUCUUGAUUACUUUUACCUGUUACUGUCUGGCCUUAGUGUUCUUAGCUUCAUUGCCUUCCUUUUUGUUGCCAAAUCCCACGUUUAUAACAGGUGACCCUGACUUCCCAUCUUUUUGGACAUAAAUUAUUCCAAAUUUUAAGGUUGUAAAUACGAAAAGUUUGUAUUUGAAAAGCAACAUAUAGAUGAUAUACUUUAGGCUCGGUCGGUCGAAUGAUUGUUGGAUGUCGGAUAAACUGUGUUCUUUUUUAAAAAAAUUAGUCAGGGAGCAUUCUCAUGUAAUACCAAAUACAGUUAUCUGAUUCUCGUGCAUAUUA